AUAACACCAAAAAAAGGUGUGAUAUCUUGAAAUCUACACCAGGUGGAAUUUUGUCUGGAAAGUUUACAAGUUUUGAUUCUUUGUGUUUAAAGUCAAAGAAUUGGAACAUUAGAUAUAAAAUGAAUUUUCGAAUCAUCAUUUUCCUGGUCAACUUAUGUGUCGGCAUUCGAGGCGACACAGGGCUGAUUAUAGGAGAAUGGAACCCUGGCUCAUUUACAGCCAUGACAAAUAUUCUAGAGUCCUCAAUUUCCUUCAGUAAUGUUACCCUUAAGAUUUCCCCUAAAGACUCGCUCAUCUUAAGCCUGGCAUCUGAUCCAAAGGAAGGAGUCGUUUUUACGGCCACAGGGAAUUCAAUAUAUAUGUUUCCUAAUUUUUCUGAUUGGCAAAAUCAAUUUGUUAAAUUUACAAACCAAUUCAGAGGUAAAUCUAUUGCAUUUGGACAGAUAGCCUUUGACUUUAUUUCGAAGAAUUUGUACUGGUGCGAUUCCUUGCUUCGUUGGAUUGCUAUGAAACCAGCUUACAACUUUAAUGACACCAUUUAUAAAAUAAUACUGUAUAAAGAUUUAAAUCGACCCGAAGGAUUGGCUUUAGACCCGGCGGACAGAUUACUGUUCUUUUCCAAUAACUAUCCCAUUUCACGAAUCGAAAAAGCCUCUUUAGACGGUCAGAACAGAGAGGUUAUUAUACACAAGGGUCUGUCACGGGUACUCUCCCUUGCCGUGGACACAGCGAAUGAUAAACUGUAUUGGGCUGAUUAUGGCAGAUACACCCUGGAAGGGAGUGAUUACGACGGAUCAAACAGGAGGGUGAUCAGACAUAUAAACUUUGUGUCAGUGACAGGCAUAGCGUACCACAAGAAUAAUCUUCAUGCAGUAAGUAUAGAGGGAGGGUAUAUGUUCGCUGUUGAUAUCACAUCCGGGUCCUACAUUUACCUUCGGAAACUCGAUUCCUUCCAGCCGUUUGCAAUUACAGUGUAUGAUUCCGACUCAACAGGACCUUUUAUUGAUCCUUGUUCAACCCUGAAAUGCCAACACAUGUGUGUCAACACAUUAUCAGGACCUCAAUGUCUGUGUUCUGAGGGUUUCGAUCUCGAUAGCAAUGGCAAUACCUGUACAGACAAGUCCUGGUUUUUUAAGAGGGGUUUCAUAGUAAGCAACAGCUCUGCAUUUGCUAUGUACGAAGUACACGCAACUAGUAAUGGACCAACUGUAUAUCACAUUAUAAGUUUUACAAGCUAUAUUAUUGAGACCUUUGCUGUGGACGCAAAGUCAGACUUUAUCUAUUUUGUGGACACUGGAAACAAUUCGUUAAAAAGAUACGACAUCAUUUCCCGAAAAACUAGCACUUUAACCACGUUAGCAUCUGCCAAAGAUUUGAUUUUUGACUGGAUAGCCAAUCUUCUAGGAUGGAUAGAGCCCGCUCUGUCCAGUAUAAGAACGUUUUCAGUCAAUUCGCAAACCAGUGUUCUAAUAUACUCUAAUCUGCAACAACCAGCGUCUCUUACUGUGGAUCCCCACAUUGGGACACUUUUUUGGAUUUCGGGGACAUCGGGGAAGUCAAUAGUCCGUGGGUCUUGGACAAGAGAGGUGCCACAAACAUUGAUAUCAUCGGCAAACUUAAAUGAACCUAGUUCUUUACAAUAUGACGUCACAAGUAACAGACUGUAUUGGAUAGACAGCAUGGUAAUAAAAAGUUCAAGGACAAGCGGUUUGGAUAUUAAAAGUCAUGUUAACACACACGGAGCUACAAAGGCAUUCGUAUAUAAGGGCUUUCUAGGUUGGAUAAACAAAGCCUCAAUUUAUUUUGCCAGAAUGACCGCUUCAAGUGCAGAGGAUACGUUGAACACUCUUCCAAACUGCAAAGAUGUGUCUGUGUUCGAUUCCUCUUUGCAGGAAGACAAACGAGGUACAUGUGAUAUCUUAAAUGGAGGUUGUGGAGAAAUAUGUGUCCCAGAAACCACUGGUCGUAGAUGUGAAUGCGAUAUUGGUCUGCAACUCCAAUCUGAUCAAUCUUGUGACAGUGAUGCGCUCUUGGCGAAUUUCAUUGUGAUGACAGAUUAUACGCAUGGGAGAAUAUUGCAGAUUGAUCUUCAGACAGGAGCUUUAGUCAAGUUACCUCUUUCACUAAAUGGGGUUUUAGGAAUAGUCUUUGAUAAAAUAACAAAGACGCUCUUUUAUUCUGAAACUUCUACGAACACCAUCACGUCAACAACGGUGCAUGGGGAAAAAAGGACAUUAUUCUACACCACAGGUUUUGCCUACGCUAACAGUUUGGCGAUUGACUACUCCACCUUCAAUCUCUACUACACCGCUGAAGGGCCGUUAAUAUCACAGAGUAUCGUCGGAGUAGUUCACAGAUCCAAAUUGCUCCACAAAACUCUGAUGAAAAACCUCCAUAAGCCAAGAGAUAUCGCUCUUUAUUCUUCGAAAGGUCUUUUAUUUUGGACGGAAACUGGAAACAUAACAGGCAUCGGUAAAGCAAAUAUGGACGGAACAUCUAAUAUCUACAUUAUAACAACAUCGCUUGGAUGGCCAAAUGGACUAACAAUUGAUGCAACAGCAAACCGAUUGUAUUGGACAGAUGGGCUUAAACACAGCAUCGAAUCAUCUGACCUCAAUGGUGGAAAUCGCCAGGUUCUGGUGACUGAUAAUAAUGCUUUUUUAAGUGAUAUUGUGAGCCUUGGACAAUAUCUCUUCUACACGGCAUGGAAUCGAAAACGUGUCACUAAAAUAGAUAAAAAAACUGGAUUGAAAAUGGAGUUCAUGGUCAAUUAUCCAGAGCUGGGCCGAGUAGACAGCUUGGACAUAUACGCUGAUGAAUACUUGGACGUAAGUUCAAGUUGUUCGUCCAAAAAUGGAUUAUGCAGUACCUUUUGUUUUCCAACUCCAACUGGUAGAACAUGCGGUUGUCAAGACAAUGUUAAUCUCCAAUCAGAUCAGCUGACUUGUCAAGGAGUAUAUCGAUGUCCAACUCAGCUACAGCAUUUGAACUUUGUCGAUUGCGCCCCUUACCCUGGACUGGCAUGCAAUUUCGAAUGUAAAGCUGGAUAUCUACCGGUUGCCAACAAUACUGCUGUCUGUGAUUACACAGGAAAAUGGUCUCCACCCAUUGAUAUACUGUGUAUUGCGACAACAUGCCCCUUGAACGUAGAAAAUGCCACUUUAUCGUCUACAUGUCGGGGUUCUAUUGGAGAGAAAUGUGGCGUAAUCUGUAAUGGUGGUACUUCAGUGAACACAACUCACAUAGUCUGUCUCUCGUCGGGUGUCUGGGACAAUGAUACGUCUGUUAUUUGUAGUCCAAUUCAGAAACCUGAGAGAUAUACUCCCUCUGAGGCCAACAACACGGACAUGACGUAUGUAUACGCCGGAAUCUCAAUAGGAGUCGUCGUCGUUGUUGUCAUGGUUGUCAUUGGAGUUUUAUUCUUCAAGAAGAGACGAAACAACCCAGCUCAGGAUCGAAGCCUUAUUCAAGAUACAUCAUCAAAUGAGAUAAACAGGAAGUCACUAACACUGUCAGUGCUGGAACUUGUGAACUCAUUGGAGUCCAACUAAUGUGAAAUAACUAGUUAUAUUGACACAACUGUUUACGAAGUGCAUUUGUAAAAGCCACAAUAAUUAUAUAAAAUCUUGAUCAUUCUGUAUUCUUGUAUUUACCACAUAUCUCUUGACAAAAUGAGUAAUUUAAGCAAAAUAAAAAUACAAUCAUCAACUUUUUUCUAUUAAUGGUAUGUGGUGAUGGGGUAGAAGGUUUAAUAAAAAAAAAAAAAGGUUGCAUGCCUCCAUUCUUACUAG
Messenger RNA from Magallana angulata, 3791 nucleotides. RefSeq names its product low-density lipoprotein receptor-related protein 6-like. The transcript has 22 exons. Lineage: Eukaryota; Metazoa; Mollusca; Bivalvia; Ostreida; Ostreidae. The record is from RefSeq and is a predicted model, not a curated record. Bases 120 to 3551 code for a protein of 1143 amino acids.